Molecule: messenger RNA, 3933 nt
Organism: Seriola aureovittata
Lineage: Eukaryota; Metazoa; Chordata; Actinopteri; Carangiformes; Carangidae
Gene: atad1a
Product: ATPase family AAA domain containing 1a
Exons: 10
Coding region: 169-1317 (382 amino acids)
Cellular component (GO): mitochondrial outer membrane
Molecular function (GO): ATP hydrolysis activity; ATP binding
Source: RefSeq, a predicted model, not a curated record
AACAAAACGUAGUGCACCAUUACUACUGUUUUGCAUUUUCGAUAACGAAAGCAAAGCUCUUGGUUUGCGUUUUAAUUAGUAAGUAGGAGUAUUUUGUCUCGAGGGACGUCACUUUUAUGUGUGCCAGGAUACAAAGCAGAGCCAAUGGUCUGACAUAAACCAGCAGAGAUGCUGUUCAAAGAUCUUCCCAGAGAGGCCCUGAUGCGGCCGUUGUCCAGGAAUGAAGUGGUGGGCAUGUUGGUGAGGUUGACCAUCUUUGGUGCAGCCACAUACUACAGUAUCAAAUGGGUUAUAGAAGCUAUGGAUCCUACCUACAAACAGAAAAACCAAGCUAAGAAAAGGGCAGAACAGCUGAUGAAGAGGAUUGGUGUGGAGGGGGUCAAACUAACAGAGUAUGAGAUGAACAUUGCAUCUCACCUAGUCGAUCCACAAACAAUGAAGGUGUCCUGGAGAGAUAUAGCAGGCCUGGACGAGGUUAUCAAUGAGCUGCAAGACACUGUCAUCCUUCCCUUUCAGAAAAGACACCUUUUAGCUGGAUCCAAACUCUUUCAGCCUCCCAAAGGUGUUUUAUUAUUUGGUCCUCCAGGAUGUGGGAAGACCAUGAUCGCUAAGGCAACAGCCAAAGCCUCAGGGUGCAAGUUUAUCAACCUUCAGGCCUCCACUCUGACAGACAUGUGGUACGGCGAAUCACAGAAGCUGACUGCUGCAGUCUUCUCAUUGGCUGUGAAAAUCCAGCCCUGUAUCGUCUUCAUUGAUGAGAUUGAGUCAUUUCUAAGGAAUCGCUCCAGCCUAGACCACGAGGCCACAGCCAUGAUGAAGGCCCAGUUCAUGAGUCUGUGGGAUGGCAUGGACACGUCCUCAACCACCCAGGUGAUGGUGAUGGGAGCUACAAACAGGCCACAGGAUGUGGAUCCAGCCAUUCUGCGCAGAAUGCCUGCCACUUUCCAUGUUGGCCUCCCAAGCAUAAGACAAAGACAGGACAUCCUGCGGUUGAUAUUAGCAGGAGAAAACUUGAGCAAUGCUAUUAAUCUGAAGGAGAUUGCUGAGAAGACAGAUGGCUACUCUGGCAGUGACCUGCGAGAGCUUUGCCGCGAUGCCGCCAUGUACCGAGUCCGGGACUACGUCCGCAAGGAGCAGAUGAGGCAGAUCGCUCAGCAGCUCCAGGACUGCCAGGAGGAGGAGGAAAAACCUGUGGAUGAGGAGCGGUUGCGCCCAGUCACCCAGCUGGACCUCCUCUUCGGCCUGGACAAGAUGAAGGAAUCUAAGCGGGCCACAGCCUCCAUGUUGCCCAGUGUGUCAGAGGUUCCCCUGGACUAAACACCAACACCAGCGCAGUAUGCUCCAGCUCACCGAGCAGAGACUCCUCCCACAUGUGUGAGGUGCAGUUGGGCAAAGCCAACAGACAUCAAGAUAGCCAUAUUUUUCUUAAACUUGAUUUCUCCGGAAAGGUUGUUUUGACCAUGUUCAUUUUCAGCACAGCCCCACCACAUGUGUACAGUCACAAUACAUUCAGAAAUCUACAUUUUCCUCCUACCGACCACUGACAGCUCCACUGGAGAAAUUUAUAGUCGGUGCCUUGCUCAAGGGCGAAAUUUCAGUUUGUGUGGAAGAGGUGUAAGCAUUUUCCACAAACUCUAUGAAUCUUUCUGAAGUUACUACAAACUACUUUACUACCCCACUAUACAGUUUCAUAUACCACCCCACCACGACUUACACAUGAUCAUGACCGGGGGGGUUGAGUCAUUCAGUCUGAACUCCAGAUCGGUGUAGUCCUUUGACGUUUGCUGCUCGGUUUCUAAAUCAGCUAUCACUCCUAUCAUUCCUCUUUGAGCAAACACAUUUUCGAAUGACAAAGACUUUUAAAUCACUUUACAGUGAUGUUAUCCAAGCACUUUGGAGGAAAUGAUUCAGCUGAUCCUAGCGGUCUCAAGUCUCAUUACACUAUAAUCUCUGCAAAUGUUGUUGUAUGAUAGCAAAUUGUUCAGUAAUGCUUUUCAGUGAUAUCACACUUUCAAAUAACAAGGUGUCUAACAAAAAAUUGUUUCAUUUUCAGGGAUAUCAGUAUCCAUAUUCAGUCAUUAUGAAUGUAUUACUCGUUUUAAAUUAUAUACUGUAUUAUAUAUUCAAGUUUGAAUAUUCGAAAACGACUCCACCUCCGUUUCUUAGCUGUUUUCCUCUUAACCUGAAUCAUUGAUCUCUGCUUUUCAAAGUAAGAGAGGAUGCAUUUAGCCAGCAUGAGGUUGUACCAGCAGUAAUACGAUUCUCAUCAUGUCAUGAGUUACUGCUCCCAAGGAGCGCUAAUUCAAAGUGUUUCAUGUAAUAGUCAAAUCUAUGUCUGCAGUCCUGAGGUCAGCACUGCUGUGGAUGCUGUCAGGUCACAACAUGUGUACGACAAGGAAGAGAAAGAGCAGAGCAAAGUCAGCCACAGGUGAAAUAACAUGUUGGCUGUCAUUGUCAAAGAGCUCAGAUAAACACCACUACAUCAUUCCACUGGGGGAGACCAUAGUCAUUGUACAUCGUGUCAGUAUUAGGCAUAAAAUCAAUCACAACACAAUGCAUUGGGUCUGACGUACCAAUAUCAAUGCAGCCCGUGUGCAGUUAUUUCCCAGAGCCGUCAGUUUAUCUGUGUAGACAAAAGCAGAUAAUGAAACAAAUAUUCACAUGUCAAGUGGAAACAGGGUCACCACUUAAACCCUUUAAUAGAAACCACAGCUGUAGUGAUCUGAGCCGGGUGCAGCAAUAAAACACACCAUUACAUCCUAUUAUCUCGAUAAUCAUUAUCCUACUACUAAAUGGCUGUAAAAAUAUACUUAACUGUUGUAUCACUGCUCCGCCGUCCCAGCUGUUAGCAGGUGUUUCAUGCGUGUUGUGCCGUAUGCAUGUGUGUGUAAACGUGGAAGCAAAAUAUUGGCUUAGAGUUAAGGCCAAGAUUUUGAAUGCAGCUGAAGUUUCUCUUUUAGUGCAUUUAAUGCUGCUGUGUAACUCAGAGUCUUCAGACCUUCAUAUUUUUUUUUUUAUCCCAGAAGACAAUAGUUGACACAUCUUCAUGUUAAAAUCUCACCGGUGUUUUUUUUGGAAACAAGUUUUUUAGUGUCAUAUUUAUUGUGCCAUUAUCAUUAUUGGCAAGUCCCUGUUGUUUUACUGGGAAUGUUUUUAUAAUGAACUUCUCUUGUCGUGUUACAUGCAUCAAUCAGUGACUGACAGCAGCGGCUGUCACCGCAACACACAUCAGGGUUACUUUUAUUUUCACUUUAUGGAGAGUACGACUUUAAAAUUCAAAUGCUUUCAAUCAGCUGUCAGUCUGAAGUUCUGCCUCUCGUCUGUAUAAAAAGCCUCAUUAUUUUACAUAUGAUCACAGCAUUUGCUCAGAGAUCUGUCAGUGGGUCACAAACAGACCUUUCUCCCAGGCAGUCAGAGCAAGCCAGGGCAUGUUUGUCAUUCAACCAGGACCAUGUGGUGGCACUGUAGCUUCACUAUCCUGUGACUGAGGCAGGUGUUACAGGCUAAGAUAUGGACUGCUUUUAUUUAGAGCAGUUUUAUAACAUUAUGGUUGAGACAAUGAAAUGGAGAACCCUGCAUACUGGAUUGUUUCAUUCAGUUAUAUUUAGACAUCUGUUGCUCUUCAUCAGAGCACCUCAGGUGACAGUUAAAGGUCAAGACUUUAGCCAUGUAAACCACUAAUUGUGUCACUGCAGCUUGCAGGUCCUCGUUACCUUCCAUGGAGAAAGGUAACACCCGUGUAAAAGCUUUUCCCUCCAUGCAAUCUCACUCGCCAGGUCGUUCACCGGUUAUGUGGCGGAGACUUCAUUCUAUGAAUACAGUCUCCAUAUGCAGUUACUGUAAAUGAUACUGUCAAUUAUGUGUGUGUGUGUGUGUGUUGAAUAUGAAAUGUUAUUGUAGAGUGUAUUUAUUAAAUCACACUGAAGAAAAUAA